CCCCUCCACUCCAGCACCCACUAUAUUAUAUAAAAACUGUUUCUUUAUAGUUUUGUCCAAACGUAAAGAAAUCCAUUGGAUUGGGUAACGUGUUGCUGUUCAAAGAUAACAAACAGCGGUUUCAAGAAUCAAGAGGGAGAUUAGUGAAAUCCCAGACGAGGAAUCUUGCAGCGUUUUAGCCUCUGAGAGUCUGAGAUCUAUGUAUCCUUGUUCUUGAGAAUAUAAUGUUGUUCGAGAUCUGAAACUUGGUUUCUUUUGGGCGUUCUGGGAUUGUGUAUGUGGAGCUGAAAAUGGGGAGCAAAUGGAGGAAAGCGAAGCUGGCUUUGGGAAUGAAUAUCUGUCUCUACGUUCCCGAAACGCUAGAGGAAGGUCCGGCGUCGGCUCCCUCCGCCGCCGGCAGAGUUUCCGACGCCCUUCCGCUCUCUCCCGCCUCUGCCCGGAGCUCCGACUCCCAGAUCAACAUGCCCACCACCCCCACCCCCUCCUCCUCCGGCCUCCGGUUGCCCAAACACAGCUUAAAGUCUUCAAAGGUGUGGAGAACUGGAGAUAUUACUGUCAUGGAUGAGCUUGAGAAGCAUAGUAUCUUGAUGGUGUCAGAUUUUUUCUAUCCCAAUUUUGGUGGCGUUGAGAAUCACAUUUAUUAUCUAUCUCAAUGCUUGAUGAAGCGGGGCCAUAAGGUGGUUGUUAUGACUCACGCUUAUAAAAAUCGCUCUGGAGUGAGAUAUAUGACGGGUGGGUUGAAAGUUUACUAUGUGCCAUGGAAGCCUUUUCUUAUGCAGAAUACACUACCCACUUUUUAUGGUACACUUCCUAUCAUAAGGACUAUUCUAAUUCGGGAAAAGAUAACUUUGGUUCAUGGACAUCAAGCCUUCUCUACUCUAUGUCAUGAAGCUCUGAUGCACGCACGUACAAUGGGUUACAAAGUUGUAUUCACUGAUCAUUCUCUUUAUGGAUUUGCUGAUGUGGGAAGCAUUCACAUGAACAAGGUAUUGCAAUUUACUCUAGCUGAUGUAACCCAGGCUAUCUGUGUGUCUCACACAAGCAAAGAAAACACAGUCUUAAGAUCAGGGCUGCCACCGGAAAAGGUUUAUGUCAUUCCAAAUGCCGUGGACACUGCAAUGUUCAAACCUGCUCCAGAAAAGCUUAGUCAGGAGGAAAUUGUUAUAGUUGUGAUAAGUAGAUUAGUUUACAGGAAAGGGGCAGAUUUACUAGUUGAAGUUAUCCCUGAAGUAUGCCGCUUGUAUCCCAAUGUUCGCUUCAUUGUUGGAGGAGAUGGACCUAAACGAGUGCGCCUGGAAGAGAUGAGGGAAAAGCACUCUCUCCAAGAUCGAGUUGAGAUGUUGGGAGCAGUGCCACAUGCCAAAGUGCAGUCGGUGUUAAUAACUGGCCAUAUUUUCUUGAACAGUUCUUUAACAGAAGCAUUUUGCAUAGCUAUAUUAGAAGCAGCAAGUUGUGGGUUGCUGACAGUUAGCACACGUGUUGGAGGAGUUCCAGAGGUUCUUCCAGAUGAUAUGGUUGUUCUUGCAGAGCCAGAUCCUAGUGAUAUGGUACAAGCAAUCACAAAGGCAAUACACAUGCUUCCCCAGAUUGAUCCACUAGUCAUGCACAACCGUAUGAAGAAACUAUAUAGCUGGCAUGAUGUUGCUAAGAGGACAGAGAUUGUGUAUGAUCGUGCUCAAAAACACUCAAAUCUUCCACUAUUGGAGCGAUUAUCUAGGUAUCUUACUUGUGGAGCUUGGGCAGGCAAACUGUUUUGCAUAGUUAUGAUAAUUGACUUCUUGCUCUGGCGUCUCUUGCGAGUAUGGCAGCCUGACAACGAGAUUGAGGUGGUGCCUGACAUUUGUUUGAUGAAUUCUCAACAUGACACCAACAAGGAUGAAAGCAAUACAUGAUUUUCACUUCAUAGGGCAUGUUUGUAUUACAUUCGACAAAAUGAUUAGCUAACCCUUUUACUUCUACUCUUUGAGAAUGUAAAUACAACUAGGUAAGCCAUUUCUUUGUCUGACCGUAUCGAUUUUUUAUUUAUUU
Messenger RNA from Ipomoea nil (Japanese morning glory), 2028 nucleotides. Its product is annotated as phosphatidylinositol N-acetylglucosaminyltransferase subunit A-like. The record is from RefSeq and is a predicted model, not a curated record. The coding region runs from base 291 to 1892 and encodes 533 amino acids. Gene Ontology annotation, biological process: GPI anchor biosynthetic process. The transcript has 9 exons. Gene Ontology annotation, cellular component: glycosylphosphatidylinositol-N-acetylglucosaminyltransferase (GPI-GnT) complex. Lineage: Eukaryota; Viridiplantae; Streptophyta; Magnoliopsida; Solanales; Convolvulaceae. Gene Ontology annotation, molecular function: phosphatidylinositol N-acetylglucosaminyltransferase activity.